Molecule: messenger RNA, 3013 nt
Organism: Photinus pyralis (common eastern firefly)
Lineage: Eukaryota; Metazoa; Arthropoda; Insecta; Coleoptera; Lampyridae
Product: protein scribble homolog
Exons: 10
Coding region: 133-2745 (870 amino acids)
Biological process (GO): neurotransmitter receptor transport, endosome to postsynaptic membrane; neurotransmitter receptor transport postsynaptic membrane to endosome
Cellular component (GO): adherens junction; postsynaptic density; postsynaptic membrane
Molecular function (GO): protein binding
Source: RefSeq, a predicted model, not a curated record
GUCUUUUUCUCUAUUUGAUAGGAUGUAACGUUAAGCAAAGCUGCUGGUUCAUUAGGUUUCAGUAUUAUCGGUGGCACCGACCAUUCCAGUAUUCCCUUUGGUGCUAAAGAACCCGGAAUUUUUAUAUCUCACAUGGUGCCAGGAGGAACCGCAGCUAGUAGUGGAAAGUUACGAAUAGGCGAUCGAAUUCUAAAAGUCAAUGGAACAGAUGUAACUCAAGCAACUCAUCAAGAAGCUGUGAUGGAAUUAUUACGUCCUGUAGAAUUAAUUACACUAUGUGUUCGACAUGAUCCUUUACCGGAAGGUUAUCAGGAGAUAGUUAUAGAAAAAACAGAAAAUGAAAAGCUUGGAAUGCAUAUAAAAGGUGGAUUACAAGGGCAAAGAGGUAAUCCAUUGGACAAGGCGGAUGAAGGAGUGUUUAUUUCAAAAAUCAAUUCGGUGGGGGCAGCGAGGCGAGAUGGAAGAUUGCGUACCGGCAUGCGUCUAUUGGAAGUUAAUGGACGUUCGUUGCUGGGAGCUACGCAUCAAGAAGCUGUGAAUACACUACGUUCUUGUGGCGACCUUAUUCACCUGAUUGUGUGUAAAGGUUACGAUCGUGCUGAUAUUGAAAGAGCUCAAGCAGAAGGUCGCCUAACGAGAACAGGUUCGACUAGCAGUCGUUCUCAGAGUGUUAGCUCUCUUGAUCGCGAUGAUGAAGAAAGCCAACAGGAGCAGAGGAUGAAGACCGAACUUGUUCAGUUUGAAAAGGAAGAAGCCGAGAAGAGAUUGAAGAUUUCGGAGAAUAACAGCGAAGAUCUUUCGUUAGUUGAGGCGCAACAAGUUACGACACCGGUUGAGAAGGUAAUGGACGUAGUAAGAGCAGUAGAAACGUUAGUUCACGUACCUAUCGAUCCUGCCAUUGUUCCUAAGUCUCCGGGAGGACCGAAUUCGGAGUUAAAAACAACUACUGUCGUUAUGAGCAAACAUACGUUGGCUCCACAAGCUACAACCGAAACUGGGGUGCAUGCUGCCACAUUACCCAAAUCUUUUGCACCUACUCCUUUAAACACUGGUUCUGCAACAGAUAUUCCUUUAGCAUCUUCCAAAAUUAACAGUCAGCAACAUUACCAAAUUCCUAUGUCAACCUCAACCUCUUCGUUACCUGACGCCGUUAAAGUUACAAAUUUUUCGAAUAAUGAAUUGGAGAUUUACGAAAGGGCUAGUAGAGUGGAGCAAAAAGUGAGCUUGCAAAAUUUACCCCCACCUCCAGAAGAAGUGCACUAUGAUUCUAUUGUCAAUUUUGUGGUUCCUCCUCCAAAUAGAUUCAGUAGUGGUGAUUUGCAAGAUGAAACUCUCACUCUACCCCCAUUCCCACAAUCUUACUUAGACGAUGUCUUCAGCUCAACCGAAAUUGAUUUGUAUUGUGUGCCUUCUCCUCCUCCGAGUUUUACAGCAGAUAAUGAAACUGCAUCAGAAAAAAUCGUAUUUCCAAAUGCCUUUUCUCGAGCAGUCUAUUACGAUGACACGAAGCAAAUCUACCACGAGUUAGAUGAUCAGCCCCCACCUUUACCGACAACAUUACCUCCCCCAUUAUCCAACUCACCUCCUCCAUUACCAAAAACCAAACCACCGCCAUUGUCAAACACAGUCUCACAUCACAAAAUAGAUUUCAUUCCACCAAAGGAGCAAUUUGACAGCACUCCUCAUCCGGAAAUACCUCACCUAUUACAUUUUACUAAUAUGCAUGAUAGCACCAUUGCAGUGGGUCUUGGACAUCACAUGUAUAACAGAAGUAUUUCUUCUGCUUCUAAGCCACCGCAAUCCCCGAAGAAUGUUUCUGCAAAGUUGUCGGUCAGUGAUAAGAAGAAAUUCUUCGAAAGCGCCAUGGAGGAGAGUCAACAUCCUACACCUAAGCCAGAGAAAGUAUUUAGUUAUCUAAGCGCUGAUGAAGUCGAAAGAAUGCGUGCUGAAGAAGAGAGAAAAAUCGCCACCUUGUCGCGUGCCGAUAUUAAUUCACUUUCCGUUCUGGAGCAUUCAGAUGAUGAAUCUGUGGAAUCUCAACCAAUCAGACCUGCAAGUACAAUUGGAAUAGUUCGCACGGCUAAAGCAGAACGACGCUUACGAGAUCGUCUGAGGGAGGAAGGUUUGCUGACAGAUGAAGAUGACUUUAAUUUAUCGCCCGCAGAGGAAAGAACUCUACGUGCUGAGAAAAGAGCCGCAUGGCGACAGGCCAGAUUGAAGUCUUUAGAACAGGACGCGAUCCAGGCUCAAAUGGUUAUCAAGUCGAUGACGGACAUGGUCGCAUCCGGUGAAAUAAUUUCGGCAUCCGUUCAAAACGAGGAUACACCUGUAAAAUCGUCAGAGCUGAGACCUUCUAGUGCUGAUUUCCCAAAGCUAACGGUGCGCAGUAAACCGGGAAGUACGACCGUUCGUGAAAGCGAGAAGAUACUGGGAGAAACCGUAACGCAGAAAACAGAAGAGUACAUAGAUGACGCGACUGGAGAAAAACGAGUGCGCACCGUUGAAUAUGUUGAGAAACUGAUCGAGAAAGAGGUGGAAACGUUACAAGAAAAAAUAAUAUCAUUAGAAUUAACAAACGAUGCUACUGUGACCGUCAAUGGAAACAACAAGAACGAAGAAGAUGACGAAAACGAAUCAGAAGAGCCCACGACUCCAACUGCCGGUGAUAAUACUACUUUAGGUGACGAAUCUAAUCUUAAUAAUAAGAAAAAGAAACGAAAAAGAUCUAAAAAAGGUAAACAUUAGCGUUUAAAUGUAAGUGUAUGAUGUUUAUUAACUCCAAGGUGGAUGGGUCUUCUCGGUAGUGUAAUUAACUUAUUUUACGAAAAUGUACAAAGAGUAUUUAAUGUUUGUCAUUGCAUAUUUUAGUCACGCCUUUCACAAAGGAAUCGGUAUUAAAAGCAAGUAUGUCUUUAACAAAAAGUAUUUUAAUGUUACAUAGAGAUUAAUAUUUUAAUAUGGUGGUUUAUAUAUACUUGUCAUUUUAUAAAAUAUUACAACACUAUUGACAUAA